CCUUCCUUCUUCCCUUUCCGUUCUUUCACACUUUCUCGCUUUUCCCCACACGAUGGCAAAUCCUACGUUCGCAGCAAACCCCGAAGCGACUAGGCCUUCACAGGCCUUUCGAGUUCCACCGUCUUCCUCUACCCUCAGCAUCGACGCCCACCUGGACUACAGGACAGGUCAAUAUGUCAUUCUCUGGCUAGAUGUCCAACGGAUUUUUGAGGAUGUGCAUUAUGUCAAGCAGGGCAGUUCCGUUGUUUCCCUCAUGAGCGACCAAAACUUUCGAGAGUUACAGCCACCUAGAAUCCCUUAUCGGCCUGGAGUUGUCUUUGACGUUGUGCUCCGAGAUCCGGUCCACGAGUCUCUCCCUGAAAAGCAGAUUGAUCCAAGCUUUGUUGAUACCAAAGUCUUGCAAGGUCUCGAGACCGGGAACGAUACCAGCGCUGAUCGCGUCUUGAAUGAUCUACAAUCGACCCUUCGACAUCUUCCUGAAUGCCUAACUUCCAUCCGGGACCUUUUACAAGUCCUUGCCGAGGACAUGCACGCUCUGAGUGAUCAAUUUUGCGACACAACCGCGGCCAAGCCAAGAGUCGAGCCAAUGGACUUUCCGGAGAUCAGGGACCUCGUCUUCCAGAAUUUAGAUCGCAAGGAUUUUGUAACGUGCGCGCGACUCAACAAGGCAUGGCGCAGUUGGACGGCAUCCAUGAUCUGGGAGUCGGUCGACAUAUGUGGCACUCGACGAUUAAACCCGUCCGUCUCAGCCCUUCAGCACAAUGGCCAUCUAGUCAAAAGCUUCGAGAUGUACACCUAGUACACCGCAUUGGAUUUUUUAAACCUCCAAAGGCUCACUAUGGAAUUUUCUGAUGGCCGCGAGAAAUCAUUGGGUGAUAUGAUCUAUCGACAUAGGUAUUUGACGCAGCUGGUUUU
Messenger RNA from Gamsiella multidivaricata, 915 nucleotides. RefSeq lists its product as uncharacterized. The record is from RefSeq and is a predicted model, not a curated record. The coding region runs from base 53 to 799 and encodes 248 amino acids. The transcript is spliced from 3 exons. Gene Ontology annotation, molecular function: protein binding. Lineage: Eukaryota; Fungi; Mortierellomycota; Mortierellomycetes; Mortierellales; Mortierellaceae.